Molecule: messenger RNA, 599 nt
Organism: Rhinichthys klamathensis goyatoka
Lineage: Eukaryota; Metazoa; Chordata; Actinopteri; Cypriniformes; Leuciscidae
Product: stonustoxin subunit beta-like
Exons: 1
Molecular function (GO): protein binding
Source: RefSeq, a predicted model, not a curated record
UGUGUGUUCUUGUGUUCAGACGCCGUUGAUCUCACACUGGAUCCAAACACAGCACACACUCGUCUCGCUCUGUCUGAGGAGAACAGAAAGGUGACGUGUGUGUCAGAGAGUCAGUCGUAUCCUGAUCAUCCAGAGAGAUUUGACUAUCAUCCUCAGGUUCUGUGUGGAGAGAGUCUGACUGGACGCUGUUACUGGGAGGCUGAAUGCAGUGGAGAUUAUACUGAUAUAUCAGUGUCAUAUAAAGGAAUCAGGAGGAAAGGAGUGAGGAGUGACUGUGUGUUUGGAUUGAAUGAGAAGUCCUGGAGUCUGAUCCGCUCUGAUCACAGUCUCUCUGUCCGGCACAAUAAUAACUCCACUGCUGUUUCUGCUGGUUCAGGAUCCUGUAAGAGAGUAGGAGUGUGUGUGGACGAGUCGGCCGGCACUCUGUCCUUCUACAGCGUCUCUGACACACACACACUCACACGCUUACACACAUUCACACACACAUUCACUGAACCACUUUAUGCUGGAUUUACACUUUAUAAUGUUAACUCUUCAGUGUCUCUGUGUCACAAUAAACACACACACACACACACUAACUGACUGACACAUACACACAC